Messenger RNA from Danio aesculapii, 3722 nucleotides. RefSeq names its product ST18 C2H2C-type zinc finger transcription factor (gene st18). Gene Ontology annotation, biological process: regulation of transcription by RNA polymerase II. The coding region runs from base 514 to 3495 and encodes 993 amino acids. The transcript has 26 exons. The record is from RefSeq and is a predicted model, not a curated record. Gene Ontology annotation, molecular function: zinc ion binding; DNA-binding transcription factor activity, RNA polymerase II-specific; RNA polymerase II cis-regulatory region sequence-specific DNA binding. Lineage: Eukaryota; Metazoa; Chordata; Actinopteri; Cypriniformes; Danionidae. Gene Ontology annotation, cellular component: nucleus.
CUCUUUUGUAUGACGCACGACAAUGCAGUUCACUGCCGCCGGACCUGCCCGGGCUGCCGGAGAGAAAUCAGUCUGUCAUCCAUCUUCGGAAUGACAUGAGGGUCCAUGGAGGCACCUAGUUAGGAAGGCAUAGAUAAUCACUUCAGGCAAUGCUGGAGACCACCUUGUUAACAAGGACUACAGCAGCACAUUGCAAACAUCCCUGGAGGACUUCAGGUUGUCGCACCUGUAUUGGUCGGCAUCUUAUAAUUGCCAUUUGCUUGGGACGCUCGUGCUUUGAUUGAGAGAGCAGUCAUGGACAGCAAUAAAGUGGCAGACAUUGGAACUGGUCUGUGGAGCCAUUGUUAUCAUCUCUGACCAUCUGCUACCGAAGGCUGACAUUCCAUCUCAUUUGCAUGAGCAUGAAUGUCACACUCACGUCUUAAAAGAGCUGAAGAAACGUGUGUGCUGUAAGCAGAGCGGCCCAGGGGACCUCACACAACAUCUCAUUCAUUACAGGCCAAACACAACAAGAUGGAGUCUGACAGUGAAGAGAAUCGCAGCGAAACAUGUGAUGUUCUGCCUGACUGCAUCGCUGAGGCACCCAGCUUGCAUUUGGGAGCGGGUAAAAAGCGGACGGCCGCAGAAGGGGCUCGCGGGGCGCCAGUCAACAAGCGGAAAUCACUCCUGAUGAAGCCUCGCCACUACAGUCCCAGUCCCUGCCCCAGCGAGGGGAACGGCGAGGACCUGGCAACCGCACAGGACAAAGACGCACCCAGGAACACUGACACUCCAGCAGAUGAAGACCUUCUGGAAGACGCCAUUUAUCACAACACGAAGCCUCACCACUUGCUGUCCUGGUCGGAUCAAGCCAGUGAGGGUUCGCCAGAUCUAGACGCUCACAUCUCCGAACACCACAACCUGCAAGAUGAGGAGAACAACCAGGACUUUGAAGACAAAAACCAAGAAGAGAUCAGAGUCAGCUAUCACCUGUCUCCAGAUAGAGAAGAAGACGAGGAAGAAUGGAGCGCUCCGGCAUCUUUAACACCGGUCAACGGGAUCAAUCACAGUCCCAGCCCGCCUGCAGACGACGCUCUAAUGAAAAGACUCCGGAUGGGACAGCAGCUCCAUGAAGAUGCUUUCUCCAUGUUUAUGAACAGAAACAGCGGAGGAGCUUUGAUGGAGGAGUACGGAUCUGCUAGAGAGUUCAGUGACAGCGAGGAGGAGCUCAGGAUGGAGGAGCGGGGAGGCGUUUGGGGUCCCGGGCUGGUGGCUAGGCGUCUGGAGCUGGACCGAGCUCGGCUGAACCUCAGUCUUCUGGAGCAGGCCAUGGUGCUGCAGUCUGAGCAUCGACAGGUUCUCCACAGUGCCUAUAAAGAUAUGGACCGCUUCUUCUUGGAGCAGAUGAACCACGAACGCAGGCAGCAGAGGAUGAUGGAGAUGGACGCUCGCAGCUUGUACCAUAGCAACAAAGACUCUCCUCGCACCGAGAAGAAAGACAUCAAAUGUCCGACCCCAGGCUGCGACGGGACGGGUCACGUGACGGGCCUCUAUCCUCAUCACCGGAGUCUGUCUGGAUGUCCUCACAAAGUCCGCGUGCCCCCAGAGAUUCUCGCCAUGCAUGAAAACGUCCUCAAAUGUCCGACGCCUGGAUGUACAGGAAGAGGUCAUGUUAACAGUAACCGUAGCACGCAUAGAAGUCUCUCGGGCUGUCCGAUUGCAGCCGCUGAAAAGAUCUCCAAACCUCAGGAGGAUCCAGUAAAAUGCAGACCGACAGCCGAGAGAAUGACCAGACCUUUAGGAAACAUGAAGAAAUUUGACUUCACAUACAGAUUUGCACAUCCUAUGGCAGCGCUGCAGGCCAGCAUGGCCAAAGACAUAGACAAGUUCAAUAAAGGCCACUUCGACUACGCCAGUUUUGAUGCCCAGGUCUUUGGCAAGCAGGCUCAGAUGGCAUCCGAGCAGAGUCACGAAUCUUCACACUUUCCUGACCCCGCUCAGUUCCCCUGUUUUCUGAGUCCGGCCGCUCGUAUGAUCCUGCCCGGAGACAGCAGCCCGAGCCGCCAUAAAGCCCACAGCAACGCCCUCCAGUCCAGCAUGGCAUCGGCCGCCAUCCUGAACCUCUCCACCCGCAGCCGAGAGCACUGCGAGCCCCUGCCCCCCGUGCGGCCCCUGGCACCAUCCACAAAGGACUCACUCAUCGAGGUGGACGAGAACGGGACGCUGGAUUUAAGCAUGAAGAAGAAGAGAGAAAAGGCCGGAGAUUCUCCAAUGAUGCCGGCUUUAGGAGACGCUCUCUUCAGUCCAGCUGAGCCUGCACUGGCCAAAGCGGCGGGUCUCCAGAUCUCACCAGCCAUUUACAGAGUCCUCUAUGAACAGGACGCCUGGGACACACCGCUCAACUACAGCAAAACACCUGCACAACACGACAAAGAGAUGGAUCAGUUGGAGAAGGCGUCUCUUGAAGAUAAAGUCUUCAAUGGUGACGUGAACAUGGCAAAAAACAAGAUGCUCAUAAGAGAUGCCAAGAAAGAGCUGAUGAGUUGUCCAACACCGGGUUGUGAUGGCAGUGGUCAUGUGACUGGAAAUUAUGCGUCACACAGAAGUGUAUCUGGAUGCCCGUUGGCUGAUAAGACGCUGAAAUCACUAAUGGCUGCUAAUUCUCAAGAGCUAAAGUGCCCGACUCCUGGCUGUGAUGGCUCAGGUCAUGUGACAGGAAACUAUGCAUCUCAUAGGAGUCUGUCAGGCUGCCCUCGUGCCAGGAAAGGAAGCUUGAAGCUCACGCCAAGCAAAGAGGACAAAGAAGAGCCAGAGAUAAAGUGCCCUGUGGCAGGCUGUGAUGGUCAAGGCCACGUGUCUGGUAAAUACACGUCCCACCGCAGCGCAGGAAGCUGCCCGAUCGCCACCAAACGUCAGAAGGAGAGCCCGCUGAAUGGGUCGGCCUUCUGGAAGGUGUGCAAGCAGGAGCUCCCACACUGCCCUUUGCCCGGCUGCAACGGUCUGGGUCACGCCAACAAUGUCUUUGUCACACACAGGAGUUUGUCGGGAUGUCCACUAAACGCCCAGAGCAUCAAGAAGAAACUCUCUGAUGAAGAGAUGAUGACCAUCAAACUCAAAACCAGCAGCGGUGUUGAAAACAAUGAGGACAUGCAGCACUUGGAUCACGAAAUAAAAGAGCUGAACGAGUCCAAUCUGAAGAUCGAAGCAGACAUGAUGCAGCUCCAGACUCAGAUCUCCUCCAUGGAGUGCAACCUGAAGACGAUCGAGGAGGAGAAUAAAAUCAUCGAGCAGCACAAUGACAGUCUGUUGAAGGAGUUAGCCAGGCUCAGUCAGGCACUCAUCAACAGUCUGACAGACAUACAGCUACCGCAAAUGGGCCCGAUAAACGAGCAGAACUUUGAAGCGUACGUGAACACGCUGACGGAUAUGUACAACAGCUCGGAGCAGGAGUAUUCACCUGAAUGCAAAGCCUUACUGGACAGCAUCCGACAGGCCAUCAAGGGCAUCCACGUAUAAGAGCUGCGGCGUCUGUGCAACAAACAACACAAAUACUCCAUUCCAAGACAACAACAACAACAAAACAAAAAAGCAUUGCACUGAAGAAAAAAAAAAUACCAGCCACAAUUUUUACAGCUCAAUGUUCCUUUUAGUACCUCCUUUUGCACUUAUUUAUUUCCUAUGGGUUGCUUGACUUCUGUAUCGUUCUUUUGUGUGUUAUAUUAUGGCUACAUAUUAUUAUUACC